UGCGAUCAUCUCGCGUACACUUCUCGAGCAGGGCACGAGCAACACGAUGAUACACUCACACUACCCGAACGGAGCGUUUAGUGUAGCUUAUGAGGUGUCCCGCAUUUGACACACGGCAUCAUUUAGUACCAAACAUUCACCGGCGAAGGUACCUAGUAGCAGCGAGGAAAGCAAACACUGCCGCACACCCGAAUCUGCGAACGCAUUUCUUAGCCUGAGGCUUCUUGUGAGCGAGUAACUUCCCAGCACCACAACAACAUGGCCGAGGAGAAUAAAAAUGGAGCUGCGCCGGCAGCGGAAGUGGCACCGCAGGAGGCCGCACCCGAACCACCGAAGGACGCCGCGCCCGAGGAACCAAAGGCAGCGUCCGAGGGAGAAGAAUCCGAUGGGGAGGCGGAAGCGGAAGUGGAACCGGAACCAUCGCCAUCGCCCGAGCCUCAGAUUUCAACAUUCGCACGGUUGAAGCAAUUCCUGGCGGAAACCAACAAUUUCCUCGGCAAGUACGAUGAUCUGGUGGAAAACAGGGAUAAGCACAAGAGCGUCUACCUCAACACGGUGAACGUGCUGCGAGAGCGGCUCGUGACAUUGCUGCAGCGGUACAUCCUGCAUACGAUGGUCCGGGAAGAUUUCCUCUACAAGCACAUCGUGUGCUGUGGGGAGGAUCCGCAGGCAAUGAAUACGGAAGAGUUCGAUGAACACUACGAGGAAGUGCACAAGGAGGCAGACAAAGCUGUUAACCUGCCAGAGCUGGACGAGAUCCGCGCCUACUCGGCUGAAGUCCAGACGUACAUUGACUUGGGAAAGGCCAUGAACAACGAUCUCAUAUUCUCCCUGAAGCGACUACUCCGGAAGAGCAAUUCAGUCCUGGCAGGCCAUCUCGGUUGAGACGGACCAGAAGGCUGCAGAAACAGCACAGACAACACCAUACUCAACUAGCUCGUAAGGCUGUCCGUGAGGGCAAAACUCGAAUCUACUACACUAACCCCCCCUCAACGGUGCUAAUUCCCGCACAUACUUCCGAGAAGGAUGUCGAUCAGUUUAGAACAUUAACAGUGGAUGUGUUUAACUCCGAACGAUACAAUAAAUGUUACCCCUGAAACAAA
This is a messenger RNA of Anopheles stephensi (Asian malaria mosquito), 1103 nucleotides long. RefSeq lists its product as uncharacterized. The coding region runs from base 259 to 885 and encodes 208 amino acids. The record is from RefSeq and is a predicted model, not a curated record. NCBI's taxonomy places the organism in Eukaryota, Metazoa, Arthropoda, Insecta, Diptera, Culicidae. The transcript is spliced from 4 exons.